GUCAGACAGUUGUUCAGCUUGAACGGAGCCGAGAGGACACGGCUGCUGGGUUUUAAGAGUCUGACAGAGCUAUGGGGGAGAAGGAGCAGGCUACUGGAGGGCCUCAUUUCGUGGGGACAAAAGAUGAACUGAUUGCUGCAAGGCGCUCGUUCAGAACACUGGAGGGUCGGGACAUACUUAUCGUCUACCAACAGGGAGUGUUCUAUGCUUUGGAUUCUUACUGUUAUCAUGCUGGGGCGAUGCUGCAGAAUGGAGACAUUGAGGAAAUUGAUGGCAAGCUGUGCAUAAUUUGUCCAAAUCACAAGUACAAGAUCUCCCUUGCCCAGGGGGAGGGCAUUUACAAGGGCACAGACCCCGGGCAAAAGCCACCUGUGCCCAGAUGGUACUCCAAGGGCGUGAAGCAGCGGACCCACAUGGUCACCGAGACCGACGGGAAAGUCUACGUCCAGCUCUCCGCGGCAACAGGCUGGAUCGACUCAGACUACUACCAGGGAGAAAAGGGCAAAGUGGAAAGGGCCAAAGCCAGGGCUGCUGAGAAGAAAACCUCCUGAUGGUGUAACACAUGGAUGCAGAUGCCAUUUUCAGUCUCUCUUUUUUAAUCUCCCCUCAUUUCCUCCAACAGAUGUGUGUAUAAAGAGGAUGUCAGGUAUCAAUAUAACACUUGAAUCUGAAUCUUCUUUAUUUUGGGAGAAUUUAGAGUUUUUGAUUGUUCUCAUUGUGGUUUACUACUUGACAACAGAUAUUAAAAUGUUUUCCUACAAGAUCGGGUCAAAUAUUUCCAUCUUUCACUGACGCCCAGGGCCCACUGGUGCAUCCCUUUACAUGUCAAUACUCUGUGUACUGUGCAAACACAUGGAUAAAUCAAUAGGAUGAAAUGUUUUAAGCUGAUCAAUAAUGCCCUCAAGCGGAGAAGGGUUAAUGCAAAAUGUAAAGAUCCUUCCACAGUAGCAACCACUUCUUGUAAUAGCCAUGUCUGCAUAUUGCCUCAUAUGUAAUAUCAGGAAGCAGGUACCUCUGGCCACAGCCUGCACAGGUUCAAUCAUUUGGGGGUUAUGUUGUGACGUGGGUCGGGUCCACUGGAAAUAAUCCCUACAAACAAAC
Molecule: messenger RNA, 1101 nt
Organism: Limanda limanda (common dab)
Lineage: Eukaryota; Metazoa; Chordata; Actinopteri; Pleuronectiformes; Pleuronectidae
Gene: rfesd
Product: Rieske (Fe-S) domain containing
Exons: 4
Coding region: 72-551 (159 amino acids)
Molecular function (GO): 2 iron, 2 sulfur cluster binding
Source: RefSeq, a predicted model, not a curated record